This is a messenger RNA of Morchella importuna, 924 nucleotides long. RefSeq lists its product as uncharacterized. Gene Ontology annotation, biological process: regulation of actin filament polymerization. Gene Ontology annotation, molecular function: protein binding. The record is from RefSeq and is a predicted model, not a curated record. The transcript has 4 exons. Lineage: Eukaryota; Fungi; Ascomycota; Pezizomycetes; Pezizales; Morchellaceae. The coding region runs from base 1 to 924 and encodes 307 amino acids.
AUGUCGCGAGGCAGGUCCUAUGGCGGCUCCUCGAGAGCGGACUUUGGGAAUAUAAUUGGCGAUCCGUUCGCUUUGUCAACCAUCUCAAUAGCUAUAAUAGGAUGGCUGGUAGGGUUCGUCUCACAGAUGAUUGCGGACGCCGAUAAAACGAUUGGGAAUUUCCCAAAGUUCGCUUGGUGGUCGAUCGUCUACGUACUAUUCUGUAUAAUUGGGGUGAUCAUUGUAGUAUUAAUGGAUUCGGCACACAAAUAUCAGAUGGCUAUCGUGGGAUAUCUUUCAGCCGGGAUGGUCUUUACCUGUUCGGCUGCAAACACACUCGUUUACACCGAUAGGGGAACUAUGCAAGCGGCGGGUGCUGGUCACAUUAUCCUCUCCAUCGUCCAGAUUAUUUGGAUCUUCUACUUCGGGUCGACCCCCGACGCGUUAUCACACGCCUAUGUUGAUUCGUUCGCUCUGCACAAGGACCAGAAGCGGUCUCAGAGCACACACCCGCUAUCGCCUGGCUACCACGGCGACAGGCCGCAUACCAGCACUAGCAGCCAUCAUGCACCCCAGAUGUACACUAGUGCCCAGCUCAGCGGCUUCGAGACAAGCUCUCCGCAACCUGGUGCGCAAUACAGGGAGUCGAUUAAUAAGUAUGCUUCGCCCAACAGUGCGACACCCGCCCCUGGCCCUUCAACUACACCCCAGCCGCAGAGUGCGGCGAUCCAGAUCCCGCCGGACGAGGUCACCGCUCCCACCGAUUACCCGUACAGGGCAAAGGCAAUCUACUCGUACGAUGCCAACCCGGAGGAUGCGAACGAAAUCUCGUUCACAAAGCACGAAAUUUUGGAGGUUUCGGAUGUUUCUGGACGAUGGUGGCAGGCGAGGAAACAGAAUGGAGAGACGGGUAUUGCACCAUCAAAUUACUUGAUAUUGCUGUAA